Lactuca virosa is the source of this 976-nucleotide messenger RNA. Lineage: Eukaryota; Viridiplantae; Streptophyta; Magnoliopsida; Asterales; Asteraceae. The record is from the annotation of a GenBank genome assembly.
AUGGCUACCAAUGAGAAUCUACCUCCAAAUGUAAUAAAACAAUUAGUUAAAGAAUUGAGGAAUCUUAAUGAAACACCACCCGAAGGAAUUAAAGUUGGUGUAAAUGAUGAUGAUUUUUCAACAAUAUAUGCAGAUAUCGAAGGCCCGGCUGGGACUCCAUAUGAAAGUGGUGUUUUUCGCAUGAAGUUGAUUCUUUCUCGCGACUUCCCUCAUUCACCUCCUAAAGGUUAUUUCUUGACCAAAAUAUUUCAUCCGAAUAUUGCAACGAAUGGUGAGAUCUGUGUAAACACAUUGAAAAGGGAUUGGAACCCAAGUCUUGGCUUACGUCAUGUUUUAGUUGUAAUUCGAUGCUUACUCAUUGAGCCAUUUCCAGAAUCAGCAUUAAAUGAACAGGCUGGGAAAAUGCUUCUAGAAGAUUACCAAGAGUAUGCUAGACAUGCCAGGUUGUAUACUGGAAUCCAUGCUUUGAAGCCAAAACCAAAGUUGAAGACAGUGGUGGUGUCUGAGUCAACACCUGGUCAAAAGGUUGACCAGUCAACACCUGGUCAAAAUGUUGACCAGAAAAACAUGGGAUCAGGUGUGGUGGUGGCAACUCCAUUGGCUCUGUCUUCGAAUACAAUGAAGGGAGGAGGAGGAGGUCAGGAGGUGCCGCCAAGUGCCGCCGUGAAUCCAGUGGUGGAGAUCGGAGUUAGCAGCGGAUCUGGUGCACUGCCGCCACUGGCAACACAGAAGAAGGAAAUGGUGAAAGUGCAAAGUGAUAAAAAGAAGAUUGAUGCUAGAAAGAAAAGCUUGAAAAGAUUGUAAUUGUACUUUUAUUUUCUUUACUGUUGUUGGAAUGUCUUGUCUAACAAUGUGACUUAGUGAUUCUGAAUUGGGUUUUUACUUUUUACCAAUAGGAAUGUACUUUUUUUUUUACACAUAAUAUCAACAUACUUAAGUUUUGCUAUCUAAAUGUAAGUGUGUUGUUAUGGGUAGA